AUGAGUGACCUUUAUGAAGACGCCGAAGGAACAGACAUGUAUUUAUUUCUCGACUCUUUUUCAGAAAUAGAUGACACAAGUUGCAAUGAAGAAGAAGACGAUGGAACAAGUCUCUUUAACGGUGAUAGUAUAAUGUCAAAUAGUUGUAAAAAGAAUGCACGGUUAUUUUCUCUGAGCUGCAAUGGCGCAGAUGAAAAUGAAAAUAUCGUUAAAAGUACAGUGUCGCCUAGUUUAAAGUUGGGGGAACCAAGACGAAAAAGAAAACAUUUAAGAAGUGUGGGCCUAAUGGCCGAGAAUUCAAAAAAUUAUAUUGCCGAAUCGAGCAUAGGUACCGGUCAAGUAUAUGGUAUGCMACUUAAUGGCAGUAGUGACGCGAUUGAACAAGAGCAGGACAGUGUCAGGCCGUGUGGGUGCCACAAAUCCAGAGUAGCAAAAUGCUUCAAAGAGCUAGAAACCGAAAGUUUGGAAAACGGCAAUGAGAAAAAGAGCCUAUUUUAUAGAGAUAUUAAUGAGUGGUGUAAAAACUAUGAAGUUAAUAAAACCAGGGAAAUUUGCGUACCACUGAUACACCAGUUCUACUUGAAUAAGAGUGACAGCGAUAAUUUAUUUUGA
Molecule: messenger RNA, 612 nt
Organism: Saccharomyces eubayanus
Lineage: Eukaryota; Fungi; Ascomycota; Saccharomycetes; Saccharomycetales; Saccharomycetaceae
Exons: 1
Coding region: 1-612 (203 amino acids)
Source: RefSeq, a predicted model, not a curated record